Dioscorea cayenensis subsp. rotundata (Guinea yam) is the source of this 1224-nucleotide messenger RNA. Its product is annotated as two-component response regulator ORR9-like. The transcript has 5 exons. The record is from RefSeq and is a predicted model, not a curated record. Gene Ontology annotation, biological process: phosphorelay signal transduction system; cytokinin-activated signaling pathway. Bases 426 to 1061 code for a protein of 211 amino acids. NCBI's taxonomy places the organism in Eukaryota, Viridiplantae, Streptophyta, Magnoliopsida, Dioscoreales, Dioscoreaceae.
GAAACACAGAAAUAAAAAAAUACAAAGAGAGAGAGAGAGAGAGAGAGAGAGAGAGAGAGAAUAAAGGGAGGCGUGAAGGUUUCUUGCUUGGUGUCCAAUUCAUAUAAAUGAGAUGGAGUGAGUUCUUGUGUUGAUUUGGUUUGAUAUCCGGUCGGAUCUUGCUUUCCAACUUGUGGGAUUUCUUGGUGGGGUUUUCCAUUGUUUUUUUUUUUACAUCCCCACCCCACCCUCUUUCAGAAUCCCACUAUAAAGAAAACAAGCAAAAACAAAAAUAAUACAAACCAACCCAACCCAGCCUCUCUCUCUCUCUCUCUCUCAGCACCAUCCAACCACCUCCUAUUCCUUCUUUUCUUCCUUCCUUUCCUCCUGCUAGCCCAAUUCCUGAUUCUUAAUUCAUUGUUCUUCUUCUUCUUGCUUUGGAGAUCAUGAGUGUUGCAACGGAGGCACAGUACCAUGUUCUAGCUGUGGAUGACAGCUUAAUUGACAGGAAACUCAUUGAGAGACUGCUUAAGACAUCAUCUUACCAAGUGACUACUGUGGAGUCUGGAAAUAAGGCUUUGGAGUUCUUGGGUUUGCAUGAUGAACCAAGGGAAAGUCCUUCUGUUUCUCCUAAUAAUGAAAUUGAAGUGAAUUUGAUAAUCACUGAUUAUUGUAUGCCUGGGAUGACUGGAUAUGAUUUGCUCAAGAGAGUCAAGGAAUCAUCUUCUCUGAAAGAUAUCCCAGUUGUUAUCAUGUCUUCUGAGAAUGUGCCUUCCAGGAUCAACAGAUGCUUAGAGGAAGGUGCAGAAGAGUUCUUUCUCAAACCAGUCCAGUUAUCUGACAUGAAAAGGCUUAGACCUCAUAUCCUCAAAGGGAAAAUGAAAGAACCACAGCAGCAGCAGCAACAACAACAAAAACAACCAGAACAACAAGAACUUGAACAACAACAACAACAACAACAGCAACAAGAACAACAACAUCAAACUUCAAGCAGCAACAAAAGAAAAGCCAUUGAUGAAGGGGUAUCUCAAGAAAGAACAAGGCCUAGAUUCUCUAAUGGCAAUAGUUUGACUGUGAUUUGAAUGGAGAAAAAAAAGCUUUAAUCUAAGAUGUGUCUGCUUAUACUGUAUGAGGGAUUAUAGAUGUUCUAGAGCUCUCAUUUUACUACUAUCUUUGUCUUCUUAUGUUUCAUUUAACCCCCCUUUUUUUUAAUAGAUAGAUGAUACCAGAGUAAUUCCAUUCCAA